Molecule: messenger RNA, 1671 nt
Organism: Aricia agestis (brown argus)
Lineage: Eukaryota; Metazoa; Arthropoda; Insecta; Lepidoptera; Lycaenidae
Gene: nw
Exons: 6
Coding region: 92-1138 (348 amino acids)
Biological process (GO): biological process involved in interspecies interaction between organisms
Cellular component (GO): external side of plasma membrane
Molecular function (GO): carbohydrate binding
Source: RefSeq, a predicted model, not a curated record
GAGCACGCGCUCAGUGUGCCCGAGUGUCCCGUGUUGCGUGUGCGCACUCCUCAGAGUGAUUCCUCCACAGUUCGCAACCCGCCGCGCCAACAUGCUCGUACUCGCAACCUGUUUUUUGUUGGUCGCGACGACCCUCGCGCCCGUCGCAGCCCAGAGGAUAACGACGAUACAGUUAGAUGGCGUCCAAUACUUCAUCUCCAGGAUGAACCCCUACAGUCCGGAGCUCAACUACUUUUUAGCGUACCAGUACUGCAGGUCUUUAGGUCUACAGCUUGCGUCAUUUGAAACGAAGGAAAAAGCUGAUUCAAUCACGACAUACCUCACAAAUGCAGGGUACAAUAAGUAUGACUUCUGGACGUCCGGCAACAACUUAGGCACAGACAUGUAUCUAUGGAUGAGCACGGGAUUGCCCUUCAACGCGACCUUCAACUACAUGAGACGGGUGACCAUGGAUCCUCCAAGCCAACACGUGGACGAUAGCAUGGACCCACUUGACAUGCCUCAAGGAAGCACCGCACCUCAGAGAACUGCCAGGCAUGGUCUGUUUUCCAGAACCGAGCACGUGAUGACCAACGGUUGCGUAACGCUCAAGGCGCCGACCUUCCACUGGGAGCCCCAGCACUGCGGAGAGGUCAAGGAUUUCAUCUGCGAGCAAACCCGCUGCUACUACUACAACUACGGCUCCAUCCCCGUCUCAUCAGCGCAGGGGAGGCCACUUUCCAUGACGACAACGACGACGGCGCAUCCUCUCACAUCGUCGUCUCCACCUCCACCAAGAUCUGAGCACCUCCCCACCCACUUUGACCUCAUCAGCAAGCUGAGGCCAUCCUCCCUGGAAGGACUGCAGUCUCCUCAUUACAAGUCUGAUGGUUCCCUGAAAUCGCCACCGCAGAUCGACUCCCACUACUCCCGCGCGGCUGACGCCCAUGCUAAGGAAUCUGAUCUCGAUCGCAAGGAAGACUCCACUCAGGGGCCGUACGAUGCCGACGACGGUAUGGUGGGAGACGAUCCGGCCGCGUACUUGACUCAGGACGCUCAAGAGAGCCACGUCGCUGAAGACGCUCCGUCCACGGCCGAGCCGGACGCCACCGAACGUUCCGUCCACGCCAGCGGCAUGCUGGCUCCGCCUUCUUAUUAGCGUCCGACUCGCUGCUGACAUCGGUAUACCCAAUUACCAAAAGUAUUAUGCAAUAUUUCGCGCAACUCGUGUAGAACAGUAAGUCAUUAAGUGAUUGCUUAUGAGGUUGUGUAUGGCUUUUCUAAUUUACUAUGUAAAUGAAAUUUGUUUACUUUUAUAUAACGAAUAAUGUUUUAAGGGAUAUAAAGGCUUUUUGGGUAAAACGUUGAAGGUGUUGGCGACUCGAACAUAAGGACUUGCCAUCGUCUUCGUAACUCACUUACAACGAACUAUCAACGAAAUAAAUGGUGCCUAGGUAAUACAGCAUUUAAAUAGGUGUGUCCGAUCUCCGGCGUAAUGUGUAAACAUUAAAUAUAUUAAUUUAAUAUAAGAAAAUUGAAGCAUUCAGAUAUUUGGACAUAUCAAUUGAUGUAUGUAAUUUAAGAUAGUGUUUAUAAAAUGAGACGUACCUAGUAUAGUAAGUAUAUUAAGUUGAAACUCAAGAAUUUAAAGAAUAGUGAUGUAGCGAAGUUAAUAAAUUUAAAAUAUUACAA